Culex quinquefasciatus (southern house mosquito) is the source of this 405-nucleotide messenger RNA. RefSeq lists its product as uncharacterized. The transcript is spliced from 2 exons. The record is from RefSeq and is a predicted model, not a curated record. Lineage: Eukaryota; Metazoa; Arthropoda; Insecta; Diptera; Culicidae. Bases 1 to 405 code for a protein of 134 amino acids.
AUGACCGAUCGCGUCCCCGUGGUUCCGCACCUUCGCUCAACGGACCUCAUCCAGCCACUUCGUGAGACCCAACCGGACACGGUUCACUUCAAGGGAACGUUCCCGUUGCGUCGCUUUAAGUCCAACCCGGAUCUGGUGGCACUGCGGGUCGUCGAGCAGAAUCGCUACGACCGGAUCCCUUCGCCUCCGGUUUGCGGGCUGGACGUGCACCGGAUGCACCGGAAGUUGGAACGGAUCAAUCCACCGCGAGAUAGGAGAGUCGAGAAAACGAGGCUGUACAACCGCCCGAGCUCGAUGGAAUUGCCGAAUAGUACUGAAAAGACCAAAUGUGACGAGGAAAGUGAUGUCAAAGAGUUCGGUCAGCUGUGCCAGGAGUUCUCCACCCAAGUGUCCUUGCUGAAAUGA